AUUGGACCAGACCGGCCGGUUGGGUUUCUUUUUCAGAAGGACAAGACAAUGUAUGUUUAUGAUAAGCGUUUUAAAUCCACACAACCCUUUAACAAUAUGCUCGUUUGAGAUUUAUUUAAAAACAUUUUAAAGUCUAUUGCAUCUGUCUGGAUACUACUCAUGGAAAAUGAAGAUAAUAUCUCGGAUGAAUUUCGGGUGCCUGUUGUCGUUCCGAGUAAACACAAUCCAAUACUCGAAAAACUUCUUGUAUUCAAAGUAUACAAGAGGAGAUGGUUCAUUUUGUUCGUGCUGUGCUUGCUGAAUUGCUCGAACUCUAUGUUAUGGCUGACCUUUGCUCCAGUGGCGGACCAGUCAGCCCAGUUCAUGGGUAUCACCCUGGACCAGAUCAACUGGCUGUCCAUCAUCUACAUGGUGGUAGCCAUACCUCUCAGCUUUGGGACCACAUGGAUGCUGGACACCUUAGGGCUCCGAAUCACGCUGGUGCUGGGUUCCUGGCUCAACAUGUUGGGCGCUGUGCUGCGUUUCGUGGGCGUCCUGGGGAGCAUUCCCAGUGCGGCCAAAUUCCCCGUGGUGAUGGGGGGCCAAACCCUGUGUGCCCUGGCUCAGCCCCUGGUAAUUUUCACCCCCACCAAGCUGGCAGCGCUCUGGUUCCCAGAGCACCAGCGGGCCACCGCCAAUAUGAUAGCCUCCAUGUCAAAUCCCCUUGGGAUUCUUGUUGCUAGCAUCUUUUCCCCUAUGAUUGUGGGGACCACCAACAACAUCCCUUCAUUGCUGUUCAUAUAUGCUGUACCAGCAGCCAUCAUCUGUUUCCUCGCAACAGUGGGGAUCCGUGAUAGUGCCCCCCCAACGCCCCCCUCAGCCAGUGCAGAAAGCUCCAACUCAGAGCCCUUCCUGGGGGGAAUCAAGCUAUUGCUGAAGAACAAGGCUUACAUGAUUCUCCUGCUGUGCUUCGGCUCGGGGAUCGCUGUGUUCACCUGCUUCUCUACACUGCUGGAGCAGAUCAUGUGUGUCCGAGGAUACACUAAUGACUUUGCAGGACUGUGCGGGGGUCUCUUCAUUGUGUUCGGUAUUGUCGGGGCUGGUUUCCUGGGACUGUACGUCGACAAAACCAAGAAGUUCACAGAGGCCACCAAGGUUAACAUGUGCCUUUCAGCACUGGCCUGCAUUGCCUUUUCAGUGGUAUCUCAGAUGCGGAACCAGGGAAUAGCCGUGGCCGUUGUUUGUUCGUUAUUCGGCUUUUUCGGCUUCUCCAUUUACCCGGUUGCCAUGGAGUUGUCUGUGGAGUGCUCCUACCCGGUUGGAGAGGCCACCUCAGCCGGCCUCAUCUUCAUAUCAGGACAGAUCCAGUCAGUUAUCUAUAUACUGCUUCUUCAGGGGUUGACCAAACAAAUGGCCGACUCGCCCUUCUCUACCUGUUCUGCAGGAGGAGAUGCAGCCUUGAGUUGGAGGGUGCCCGUGCUGGUGAUGGCAGGUCUGUGCAGUGUCUUUACCUGCUGCUUCGCUAUCUUCUUCCACACAGAGUACAGGAGACUGGACGCUGAGGCACAGGCUGGUGGAAAAAAGCCAACUCUGACAACCUGUAACAACUCCAACAAGCCAAACUCUGAUGACCCGCCAAACUGACAACACACAAGACUCUGACCAAAAGGAGGAACAGGCCAGUGGUUAACUGAACUGCUAUUGAGAUGACCACCUCAAUGGCAUCGUUUCGGAAGCACGCCAACUCUCACAGGAGGCCAAGUGUAUUGACUUAACAAUACAUUCCUUUAUAUAUUUAUAGACAAUUUCACUUUAUAGUACAAGUAUAGUCUCUAUAGACAGACUGGUUGCCUCCCAUAAUGUACCAAUGCUCCAGCUUACACGUCUGAAGAAGUUCUGGCGUCAGCUGGGACAGAGGACGAGUCGGAAAUGGGAUGCACAACACCUAGUGCUCUUGCUCCUAGGUCUGGGUUUCCGAGACUAGUACAAAUACCCUAUAAAAUGUCUGAUUACUAUUGUAAGUCAAUGGUAAGGAAGGCAUUUAGAAUGUAACUGAAAGGUUAUUUCUCCCUUUGCCAUAUGGCUUCAUUCUCUCAUCUCAAGUGAAUGAUUACAUUUUUACAUAGUGAUAUUUUAUUUUACAGUGAUGGUAAACUGGGCUUUCCUUUUAAUACAGGUAUGCACUGAAUAGCACCUUUGUACUGAGGCGGAGCAGAGUUGAGGUCAUUUCUGCUCUGUAAAAUUGGACAUAUUUUGCAUGCAAAAGGAAUUUCAAUGGAAUUAAACGGAUGUUGAUGGGCAUAUAUGCUUUUGGGGUGUUAAAAAGGUACAGACUAGUUCAUGAAAAAAUCCAGAUACAUAAAUUAUGUCUGUUCCACUUUCUUUUAUACAUUCAAUUGUGUAAAUUGUGUGUUAAGUGCUGUUUUAAACUACUCCUGUAAAUAUACAAAAACAAUAGUUAUUAAAUCACCCACUUUUGACUUCCAA
Messenger RNA from Coregonus clupeaformis (lake whitefish), 2466 nucleotides. RefSeq names its product solute carrier family 49 member A3. Gene Ontology annotation, molecular function: transmembrane transporter activity. NCBI's taxonomy places the organism in Eukaryota, Metazoa, Chordata, Actinopteri, Salmoniformes, Salmonidae. The record is from RefSeq and is a predicted model, not a curated record. Gene Ontology annotation, biological process: transmembrane transport. The coding region runs from base 160 to 1623 and encodes 487 amino acids. Gene Ontology annotation, cellular component: membrane. The transcript is spliced from 10 exons.